Huiozyma naganishii CBS 8797 is the source of this 1005-nucleotide messenger RNA. It is a transcript of the gene MHO1, whose product is annotated as Mho1p. Lineage: Eukaryota; Fungi; Ascomycota; Saccharomycetes; Saccharomycetales; Saccharomycetaceae. The transcript has a single exon. Bases 1 to 1005 code for a protein of 334 amino acids. The record is from RefSeq and is a predicted model, not a curated record.
AUGAGUAGACUGGAGGAGACGUCUCGGAGACGUGCCACACACGCUGGGUCGUGGUACCCGUCCGAUGGUGGCCAGUUACGGGACACAGUGUUCAAGCACCGCGGGCAGGGCCCUAGGGCCGGUGCUCGAGUCGUAGUGGCUCCCCACGCAGGGUACAAGUACUGCAGCAGUGUUCUGUGGCCCGCGUACGAGUCGCUGGACACGUCGUGCCCAGGGUCAUCACACCUCCGCGUGUUUGUGUUGGGACCAUCGCACCAUGCGUACUUCAAGGAUACGUUCCUUGUGUCUGGGUACAGCGAGUUGGAUACACCACUGGGGCCACUCCCAGUGGACACAGAGUACUGUGAGUCUCUGGUACAAGGCGGCGGUCCCUUCAAGAGGAUGAGUGAGGCGGUGGACCUUGCGGAACACUCGCUCGAGAUGCAGUACCCUGCGCUGAGGUGUCUACUGGAGCAGCGAGGGUUGUCCUCGGGGGCCAGGGGUGCGCAAGUCGUCCCCAUCAUGGUCUCGCAUGCGUCCCGGGAGAAGUACGCCUCGCUCGCGGCGGUUCUUGCGGAACAGUUGGCCUCGCAGCGGGCCAUCGUCGUUGUGAGCAGCGACUUCUGCCACUGGGGGCGAAGGUUCGAGUACACAGGGUACGUGGGCUCCCAGGAGGAGCUCACUACGGCUCUGGCGGAGGAGACCGAGGUCGAGGAGCUCACUGCGCGCAGCAAGCUGGCACACCACCGUCUGCCGAUCUGGCAGUCCGUCGAGUUGCUCGACCGCGGUGCUAUGCACGUUCUGGAGAGCAACGACCUGGAUAAGUGGACGGAGUACCUCGCCAUCACGGGGAACACCGUCUGUGGGAGGAACCCGCUGUGUGUGCUCCUACUGGCAUUGCAGCAACACCGUGGGGGUGCUCCGCACUGGGAGUGGGUCAAGUACGCGCAGAGCAGUAAAGUCCAAGACAUAACGCAGAGCAGCGUCAGUUACGCGUCCGCAUACAUCAAACUGCCCAGCGUCUAG